GGGAACACCUGGCGAGAACCCCAAUAACUACAAACAGAAACACCUGUCAAAUAGCCACAAUAAGAGUGGUCUAAAAGCCACCAGCACCAGUCAACCAUGAAGAGGAUCUUCAACAAGUUCCGAGAGAAAAUAACGUUUAAAGAGUUACCGCCGCCGUACAGUGAACGAGUGCUCGCUUUUGACGUUAAUGAGAAUCAAGGAUUGAACAAUACGAGUAACGCACCUCCAGCAUGCGAAGUCUUAGACUUGCUAGCGAACUGCAAAAUAUCGCCGCCAGUAGAUGACGAUCAAGAUACCAGUGUUGAGUACGCCGAAAUUAAAGACAUGGGUCUUUGGCACUCCACACCAUUAGCACAUCGCCACAAAUCCAAGAUAUCGCUUACUUGGGUGCUGAAAGAAAAUUUGGAGAAUGCGAAACUGACUGGUGAGAAGUUCCAGAGUGAAGAUAGAGUAAAAAACACAAUCAUAAAAAGUGAAAUAGAUAAGAAUCACAAUCAGAAGCCAAAUGAAAUCGAACGUUACAGAAAGUGCAAGCCUAGAGAUGUGAAAGAUAGGGUCGUGGGACGUAAUGAGUAUUACCAUAAUCUUAGAUUUAGAAAUGCGUGUGAAGAGUUUGCUAACGUGCAGGACACGUACUCGGACACUAGUGUGGGCACAGAGGAGUAUGUCAGGAAAAAGCACCGCCAUCGGCACAGGAGGAAGAAGAAAGCCCCAAAUGGAAAAUUUGGCUACGACAUACGAGAUUUGGACAGCUUCCUUAGUGAGGCUACUAUAGACCGUCCAGGCAACAUUCCAGUCGUGAUAGCAUACCCUAGCACCCUGUAUCAGACGCAGAAGGAUGUCCAGCAAGAACUGUCGCUACCGCUGGGCACAGUCGUCAACGCGGUGUUCAAGAACGAGCAGUGGCUGUAUGCGCAGACGCCGCAUGGUGACGAGGGUUAUGUGCUGUAUAGCGCCUGUUUACCGCUGGGAAUACUGCCUAACAGAACAUCACCACAAAAGAAGACGCCAUGUUGGGAAAGCAGUACCGACAUCUACCCGCGACCUUGUGGAAACCUCACAGACAACGAGAAGGAACAACUGCGCGGGCGCACGCGAUCCGAGUGUCGCUACCCAUCCAAAACUACACGACGAAAAUCCAAGAACUCGUGCGCAGAAAAAGACUUUGAUUCGUUGUAUUUAAAGACCAAAUCCGUUUGUUCUAAUAUUGAUAAGAUACAUGAGAAGGAGAAUAGGGAUUUUAGACAAGUGAAGAGACAGACUUUAUUAGUAGUGAAUAGUGAUUACGUGGGGAGUGUGUUGAACAAAACUUUGACAGUGCAGAAGGGGGAUGUAGUGGUCCUUGUGCAAGGUGGAGGGGUUGAGACUGACGUAGACGCUGAGUGGUUCUACGUCAAGAAGAAAGAUGGUAGCCAAGGGUUCAUUCCCGCUGCAGUUGCCGGUCAUGGCUAUAUUUAGCGUUCAAGAAGGAAACCCCUA
Molecule: messenger RNA, 1479 nt
Organism: Spodoptera litura
Lineage: Eukaryota; Metazoa; Arthropoda; Insecta; Lepidoptera; Noctuidae
Molecular function (GO): protein binding
Source: RefSeq, a predicted model, not a curated record